AUGGCCACCGCUCACAGCAACCAAUUUGUCGAAGAAUACCGCCGUUACCUCAAAAAUGAAUUAGGAUGGGCGGAUCUUGUUUAUUUAUGCCGAACGGGAAGCUUGCGGACAGCUGCCACGCGCUCAAUAUCAUGGCGUAUUCUUCUUAAUGUAUUACCAUUAAAUUGUCUCGAAUGGGGUACGGUACUCGACCGACAUCGUCAAAAUUAUAUGGGUCUAAGGAACAAACAUAUCGCAAAUCCACGUAACUCCUGCCCACAAGAUCCGGAAAUCGACAAUCCACUCAGUAAUAAUACAAGGUCUUGCUGGUCAAGAUAUUUUGCUGAUGGAGAGUUGAGAAGUUUAAUUUUGAAAGAUGUCGAAAGAACCUUUCCUGAAAUGGAAUACUUCCAAAAUCCAUCGGUGCGAAAGAUGAUGUGCAAUGUAUUAUUAGUGUAUGCAAAAGAAAAUAGUUUUCUCGGGUACAAACAGGGUAUGCACGAAAUUUUGGCGCCGCUCGUUUUUAUUCUGUACAAUGAUCAGCAGGCUUUUCAUCACGCCGCUGAAGAGUUUCAGUUGAGGGCCCUUGAUCGAGUGGAGCAGGAUCUCCUUCAUCAAUUGCAUGACAACACAUUUUUAGAGGCUGAUGCAUACUCAAUAUUUUGUGAGGUAAUGCGUGAGAUUAUUCCAUGGUAUGAAGAUGGAGUUACCGACCCCCCGGAACCACAUCCAUUUGAGAGACUUCAGGACUCCACAGCUACUUCCCAGCUUCUAGAAAAACUGAAAGAAUAUGGAAAUACGUUGGAGUUGAAAGACCCUGAGCUUUCGAAGCAUUUGUCAAACUUGGACAUACCGGCUCAACUUUAUGGAAUAAGAUGGCUGCGAUUGCUCUUUGGCCGUGAAUUCCCCUUACCAGACCUACUCUUCCUUUGGGAUCUCAUUUUCUCAGAUCGACCCGUUGCUCAAAUCGUCAAAUGCAUUUUCCUUGCAAUGCUUGUAUAUAUCCGUGAAAAUUUGUUAGUCUCUGAUUACGGUGCUUGUCUACAAUACUUGAUGCGAUAUCCACCUGUCGUUGACGUCGCCUCAUUUGCGCAGCUGGUUUUGCAUUACAAAUCUCCUCAGCUAUAUCCAAAGCCCAAAGAAUUAACAGUGCGUAACUAUACAAAUAUAACGGUACAAGGCACAAUUCAUCCGAGCAGCAGCUCACAAAAGUAUCGUACUUCAUCCCAGCCACCACCCGUGAAACCGAGCAGAGCACAACGCCAUCGUCAGAGUCGCAGAUAUCAACGUCAAGAAUCCGACACUCCACGGCCAGUAACCGAUACGGAAGUGCAAAUACUGGAAGAGCAAGUGGCUGUACUACAACAACGCCUCAACGAAAAUGACAUCCACACGGCUAGUGCAGCGCAAAAAAUUAAAGAAAUCGUCAACGAGCUCAGCUCCGGCGAUUUUGAUAGGACCGAAGUCGUCGCUAGACUGAAAACGAUUGGACAACAACUUGGUCGGCUGACCAUUAGUCGGCAUAGCGGCGAUGGAAUGCCCGCGAAUGAAGAACAUUAUGGACCAAUUGAGAUUGCCCAAGAAGCACCGAUGGGAACGCCGAGGAUAACGAACAACAAUGAAAUGAAGGAGAUUUCAGUUCUGAAAAAAGGGCCAACAACAUUACCUAGAGCAAUAGCCCCACAAGCGGGCCAUUCAAAUCUGAAAAUGCAGCAGCCGGCUGCAAGUUCGCCUGCGCCAUCUAGGCAACCGGUUCCGCCGCAACAACCCAGCAACAUCGAUAAUUUGUUGAAAACAUUAACUGAGAAUACGCAACGGGAUGAUGCCAAAUUGUGCGCUUUGCGGGAAAUUUGGACAAUGUUCGACAUCUACUCAAAUUCUCCUGCUUAUGCACAGGCACUGGACGCUUUGUAUCGAGCCUUCUUCAAAUUGUUUGUGGACACAAAUCCGCAAUUUAUUCAGGAGAAUAACACACAGCAAUUAAGAAAGUUGGUGUUGGAAAUAAUGUUGAGGACGAGCUCUCACGAGGUAGCAAAGCGUCAUACAUGUGAUACGCAAAAACUGAUGCUCCGUUUGAUCAAAGAUGACAACGAGGAUAACGGGUGUCUGGCUCUAAAAAUUCUUGUCGAUCACGUUCGAACGUUUCGGAUACAUCAGGAAGUGCAGAUUCGAGAUAUUGCCUCUAUCGUACAACAUUUCCGCAAUGCCUUCUUUGAUAUGCACAAACACAUCGCCGACCCGAAAAUGUUUGAGCUGCUGAAACCACGACGACCCACACAGCCGAUGCAAGAGGAUGCGCUUAUUGCUCAUUAUCUACUCACGUGCUUCUACCCUCAAAAGGUCUAUUUUUCCGAAGGGCCUCACAACCAGGAAGGACAACCGAAAGAACCCGAGUACUUCUUGAUCCCGAGGGCCUCUCAGUCGCUGAAGCUGUUGUCUGAAAUGGCGCUGUUGUUUAUUCUGAUCUAUCAUCAUUACAAAACACAGAUUGUCAGCGAGAUUUCGGAGCUGAUGAAAGCGAUGAUUUCGUUUACAAAUCUGACGGUCCCAGUUCCACCAUUCGUCAAAGAUCAACGCAAUACAGUCAAUAGCGAGCUCCGAGACGAAUUCUUCAAUUGUCAAAUGAAGACUCUGAACUUUGUGGCGUUCAUCGCCAAGUCUUCUCCAGAAGCCGUCUUCGCCAAUUCGCCCCAAUUGCUCUCUGGCAUUUUCAACUUGCUGGACACAUGCCCCGCCGAGAUGGUACAGGCUAGAAGGGAGCUGUUGAUGGCUGUCAAAUAUUUCUACACAAGCGAUUUUCGCGACAAAUUCCGGAACUACGUCGCAAGACUGUUCUCUGAGAAGCUGAUGGUUGGGACUGGCUAUACUUGCCAGGAUACGAUACGCCCCAUGAUGUAUUCGAUCAACGCGGACUUGCUACAUCAUCUUCGGCUGCAGCUAUCAUAUCCGAUCCUCGUACACACUAUAUUCGUCUAUUCACGCUGUAUUCACGACAUUUCGCUGCCAGCAAAUUUGCAAUCAAUGUGCGUGCGUUUGAUGAUGAAUCUUUGCGAGGCUUUCGGAAAGCUUGAAAAAGAACAGGAAGCGCCGGGUCGUGAUAUCUUGUUCAACAUCCUCGAGACGUGCAACAUGAAGCUGAAAGUGCUCGCUUAUCAGCACAUGCCAUUACUAUUCAAACAACAUGGCAAUGGCAUGGAGUGGAGAUCGGACGUGGAAAAUAUUACUGUCGAUAAAGAGAAGAAUGAGAGCAAGACCUUUCUAGUAAAUGAUGUUGUGAUUGAGGAUGGCCCAUGGGACGAUAUAAUGCCAACGAAUGGUGAUGCGUAUGAAGUUCGCAUCAGAAGAUCCUCAUCCUCAGUAGAUUCUGUAGCAGAAUUGGAAUCUCCAGAGGCAUACUACGCUGACGAACGUGUGAGAGCUAGAAUGCCACCCCCGCUUCCGGAAGAAAAACCAAACGCUCGGGGGACUUCCGUACAGCAACUGCUACACGAUGUCUGGGCAAUCCCGGCCCCUCCACUAAACCUCAAUGAUUGCCGAAAUAUGAUCAAAUACUUGAUCCAAUGCGCCAAAUACGUCCUUGCCCAACUCAUCGAUUCAAAUUUAAAGCGCACUCAAAACAGCCUUACCUACAUGGAGGAACGUGAUAUCUUCUCACGUUUCUUCAAAUACGGCUUGAUUUGUUUGGAUGUCUUCAUGCUGCCGAUUACGUCGGGAAGGAAUAAUAAUGUUCGAACCAAAGACGAGCGAGAAUGCAUCGAUUCGUUUGCAAACGUCUUUGCCAAUCUUAAUCCGGACGUUUAUCAAGAGAUCUUUUCGAACCACAUCGAGUUUUUAAUCGAACGUAUCUCCCGGAAUUUCGCUCUUCAACUGAUCUGCAACUCAUUUCUGGUCAACCCGACCACGUCUGCACGAUUUGGCGGCAUUUUGGUCCACUAUUUGCUUGAAAGGCUGCCGCAAAUGAGUGUGAACACACAUCGCUCUGGGCUUCAUCUCAAGCUUUACAAGCUGAUGUUCUCAGCGGUUUCUUGUGCUCAAUCUUCUGGGUGUGCGGAUAUUGAAAAGAUGCUGCGGCCGUAUAUGCAUGACCUUGUUAGUCAAGCAAUGAAGUUGGCGCUGACCAGCAAGGAUCCACAGAACUACUUCUAUUUGCUACGUGCUCUAUUCCGAUCGAUUGGUGGUGGAGCCCACGAUAUGCUCUACGUACAAUUCCUACCAUUGCUGCCUGAUCUUCUAAAGAAGUUAAACAGACUCCAGUCAUCAGCUCACCGUCAAAUAAUGCGCGAAUUAUUUACCGAGCUAUGUCUGACGAUCCCCGUACGGCUGUCAUCCCUAUUACCAUACCUCAGCCUAUUAAUGGACCCACUUGUAUCAGCGCUUAAUGGAAGCACAUCUCUGAUGCAACAAGGCUUGCGCACCCUUGAACUUUGCGUUGACAACCUUCAACCGGAAUAUCUUUAUGAACAUAUGGGCUCCGUACGUCCGUAUCUCAUUGAGGGUUUAUGGAAACGGGUUGGAUGCGGCAAUGACCUUCAAUCGUCUACUUCGGCGCUACGAAUUCUGGGAAAAUUGGGAGGGAGCAACCGCAAGGUGCUUGUCACACCACAGCGACUCCAAGUCCUCACCGAAGACGAUCUGAAAAAAUUCUAUCUCGUUCUUGAUGUGGACGGUCGAACGACAAUCGACCGAAAUUCGGGCGUUGAUCUGGAGACCCUUUUGGCUAAUGGAAAGCAAAAUCGUUUAUUUAGAAAUGCUUCCGGUGUCGAGGGAAGUUCAACACACCCAGUUCCCAACUAUGAGCUCCGAAACCUCUGUGCCGAGUGGGCUCGUUCGAUUAUUCUCCUCGCUCUCUCACCUACAGUACCCACCGAUUUUACUCCUGGCAUUGUAGAAGAAAUUCGUAACACGUUGAGGAAAAUGGAGAAUAUUUCUGACGCUCCGGCGUAUAUUUGUCGGAAGAAUGUGACGAGACAGGUGUAUGUCAAUGCGUUGACAGCCCUAUUUUUCGUAAUCGUCGGGAAAGACCUUCGCCCAAAGCACCUAAAACUCUUCAAUGCUGUCGUGAAACAGUUGACAUUGCAAUCGUUGAUGGAGUUGAUUGCAAAGGACGAGCUGAUGUGUGCACAUCCCAUCGAAAACUGCAUGGAUUCGGCGAUUCUGGUCGAUGCGUUUAUUGCGACAAUUUCUGAUAUUAGCAAGGAGUUUGUUAAAUCGGCCUUUGUUGCACUUCGUCACAUCCUUGAUGUAUAUCUGGCUUUUAUCGAGGAUUUGAAUCAGCUGGCAAAAAUGCCAUUCCUUAAAUACCUCCUUGAACAAGUCUGCAAAUUAUGCCAUGCGGAUUCAUGGUUCUCCCGUGUGGGUGGAGCAACGGCACUGUAUUCGAUUAUCGGCACUUUUCCCCAGCCAUUCCUCGUUUACCAUAUCUCUCUAAUCAUCCAGAGUUUGUUGGAGACUCAAUUCGGGCUACAGGACGAGGUUUCGCAGGGCGCAAUUGAUAUGGCACUAGCGGGACUGCAUUUGUUGCACAAGAAAUGCCUACCCAAUUUCCAACCUAAUGACGAACUCGCCCGCGGAAUCGUUACCAAAAUGGUGUUGGAGUAUUCGAGACAGCUUUUCAACCCGGACGCCGCGUUCCGAAGACAGGUGUACGGUCUCCUCCAUAAUCUCGCCAAACACACGAAUCUGCCACUUGAGACCCUAUUCGUGCCCAUCAAGCAGCAUGUCCGAAAAGAUUUUGAUGUGGCCAUCGAAAGAUUUGGGGGAGAUUCGAUGCAUGCCCAAAUUGCUACAAUGGGAACGUUCACUUUCCUAUUUGCCGGUGAAACCCCAUUCCUUGAUAUGAAGGAAGAUGAAAAAUGGCCUUUUGCUUUCCUGGAGCGCGUGAUGUGGAUUUGUGCGGGGACUGAAGAAUCGUUGCUCGAAGAUCCGUUGUACAGAAUGCUGGGUCCUUCUUCGCACUUUCCCCAUGAUCUGUUGCAAAGGAUUGUUCCGUUGCGCCAGUCUGCAGCUGAAUGCCUGGUUGCUUGCCUUCGGAUGCUACACAAAAUUCGGCUGACUUCAUCAUCCAGUGCCAGUCAACCAAUGCCUAAACCAGGAGAGCUCAUUGAGCAGGCGCUUCGAUUGCUUGGGGAUAAACAAGAAAAAGUUCAGCUUGCGACUCGAGAUGCUCUUCAACGGUACCACAAAUCUCACCCAAUACCUCCCCAUCUCCUCCAAGAAGCCUUCAAUCGAGUUCUGAUCCAACUUGACGAGCUGGUAACUGACGUCAAUCUACGUCAUCUAUGCCACUUUGUCUAUAUCGAAAAUGGCCUUGUCAACGCCAAAGUACACAAUAUUGCCGAGAAGCAAUUAAUUGCCUGGAAUGCCGAGGGAAGAAUUGAGCGUGGUUCCCAUCAAAUCUACUCCCUUUAUUCCCUAAGCCAGCUUCUGAAUAUGUCACCGCUAUUUAAUGAUUGGUUCGUCGACCCGCUCUGCCGAUUCUUGACGCUUCUAGAUUAUGACUAUGUGAUUGACAAACCUCUGGACUUUGAACGUAUCGCGCUAAAGUUUCUAUGCAAAUUCCCGCGGGAGACUCUUCGUUUCUUCUUGAAACGCGAAAGUGUGAUUUGUCCGGCACGUCGGGCAUUGAUGAGGCGCUUUUUGAAAUCGGAAGAUUCGGCUCCGAUCAAGGAUGUGGCCACGCAAGAUGAAGCCAUUUUUUCGAAUAUGCUGCAGGGCAGGAUGCUGGACGAUGUGAAUCUCCCUAAUGGCGCGUGGCAAUGGCUGCCACCCCUCAACCAGACCGAGCAAUUAUAUUCUGAAUAUGAGUUGAUGACCCUGACGCUGAUAGACAGAUGUUCUCGAGACAAUGUUGUAUGGUAUGCGGAUGCUCAUCGCCUGGUUGAACAGCUACGCGAGCUAUGGGUCAGCCCUGAAUUCAAAAUCCGGCAUCUCGUGAAGUCCGACAAUUUCAAUCAUCAUUUCUUCCCGGAGGCACCCGAAGAAGCAAACAGCCAGAAUAAACCGACGGAGCAGAUCCCCGUCCGAAUGCUGCACAUUACCAAAUACAAAGUACCCAAACUUCUGGUCACUUGCCUAAUCCGAUAUCUCAGAACAAAUUAUACCCAAAUUGAAAUUCUGUUCGACACGAUGAGCUGCUUUGUCGGCAACUACGCCACCGAUUUCACAUUUGUGCGAACGUUUUUGGAGCAAGAGGUCAUCCCCAAAUAUCCACUUGAAUGGAUCCGUAAUGCCUUCUUCAAAGUGAUGGAUCGGCUGUUGGAAGAUCCCACCUUGAGAAUGAAAAGUUUGGAUUGGGUGAAGGUGAUCCAGUAUCUGUUGAUCCCUUGUCUACAGUAUACUCUUGAAAGAUAUGACGUUGAUGCGGUGGUCGGGCCUCUUUGUUUGCAAGAGACACAAGCGCCUGGAUCGACAGAUUCGACCCCGAUGGAGGAGCAUGAUCCAUACUUGCUAAACCAGAAUAUGGUGGCACGUUUGGAAAAGGUGCUCACAAAAUGCCAGGAUAGUAUGUCGGCUCGGAUGACAGUUGUCAUCUUCCAACUGGCCACAGUUUUCGUGAAAUUUGCGCCUCACCAUAUUCAUGACAAUGCCAGCAAAAAGCAAGGGGCUCGACUUCGAUCGUUGAUGCUCCUGGGAUGGCCGUAUCUUAACCAGCCGUCUCAAGAUAUUACCAUUAAAUACUCGGCUCAUUUGUUCUUGGCCCAUAUCAUUGAAAAAUUCGCCAUCAACCGAAAAAUUGUCCUCCAGGUGUACCACUCCCUGAUGGCCGCUUAUCACAUCGAUAAUCGAGAUGUCGUUAAGCAUGCGAUUGAUAUUAUCACCCCAGCUGUUCCGGUCCGGAUGGACGAUGGCUACUACCAACUGCUCAGCACCGUACGGAGGAUCCUACUGGAAGAGACACAUAAUGCUACACAUGCCUAUUAUUGCAUAUAUGUGGUGUGCCGAAACUAUCGUGUUUUCUACUAUGUGCGUCACGAGCUGUUGACGUCACUUCUUGGGACCUUGACAAAACUUUUCCAACAGCAGGCGGGUGGCCACCUUGAGGGCAAGAAACUUGCGGUGGAGGUGUGCGAAAUUGCAAUAAAAUGGGAGUUGCUGCGGAAUCAGAAGGUCCAGGAGAGAUAUGGACAAUCUACCGGUGCCCUGUCCCAAGAUGGAGAUGAAGUCGAUGGAUUGCUUGAAAAGCUGAAGGGUGAACCUGAGCCUGAUGUUCGGGAGGAGGACGUAAAGCGGGAAGUCGUUGAACCUGGAAAUGGAACACCACUUCGCGAAGGGCAUGAUCCACAACUUCCUAAGGAGCACCAACCUCUUGCCAAAGAACAUGUUGAACAAGUCAUCUCGCUAUUGCUUCGAAUGGCCGUUCAUUACAGCAGUUCGUCACAAAGCAGCAGCCAGCAAUCAAAUGCUGAAAUUACUAAAAAGAGCUUCUCCCUGCUGCGUGCUGCUUUGAAGCCUCGAGUAUGGGGAUCGAUUGCUAUGCCGAAAAUAUCUUGGCUGGAGCGGCAACUGAUCCAAAGCAUUGAAGCGUACCGGAAAGAGGGAAAUCAGGCUCAGGCUGCCCAAGCUGCACAUAUUUUGGAAGUGCUUGUUACGUUGAUCCAGAUUAUGCCCCCUCCACUCGUUGUUCAAACCGUCCAAAGUUUGCAAGCGGCACUUUCGGAUUGUAUGCUGAGCAACAAUACUGGGCUGGUCCGAGCCGUGAAUGCCCUCGUAAAGGCGCUUUUGGAGAAGACGCGCUCUUCCGAAAAAGGAUUGGAUCAAUUUGACGAGCUAAACACGGCUAUUUACAAACAUCUCCACAACCAGCUAUUCAAUUAUGAAAAGUCGCAAAAUGCUAGCAUCCAAACGAUCUACACAGGCUUCUCCCUUCUCCGCAUCAUUGGUCUACAUCAACCGGAUUAUAUCAAGGCCCAGAUUGGAAUUCAACUCUACGCCAAAGUGAUCCAGAAAAUGGGCAAAGAACAUCAACAUUAUCUUCAAAUGAAGGGCGAAAAGGAGAAGGGAAUGUCAGAUCUUUUUGAAGUGGCUGUUGACCUGCUACGGCCACAUGUUUCUGCAAUUCCGGAUGAGAAUAAGAGGCACCUCUUGGCUAUCAUCGGCGUGAACAUCGAGAAAACCGAUCAACCAAAGGUGGCGGUGGCAUCUCUGAAUCUUUUACAUGAUAUCGUUGCUAGUCUUGGAGAAAAUCUUCCAAGUCCAAUGAUGCAAGUUAUUGCCCGAUUGGUGCCAAUUAGUGAGCGACGAUUUAAAGAUGCGCAGGCCGGAAAGCCCCUUUUCCAACAAUUCUUGAGUACGGUGUUGAUCAUUUUCUCCCACAAACGUCUACGUGAUAUGCCGGAAGCCGAAAAGUUGCUCCCCGCUUUCGCCGCUGGGUUGAAUUCUUCGGACGAAACAAUUCGAACAAAAUUCUUGGAAGCAUGGGAUCGAGAACGAGACCGUUGUGUCAUCGACCGCAUACGCUAUUUAUUCGGCGUCUACAAUUGGGCACCAAUGCGGGACACCUUUUGGUUGAAGCACGUUCUCUACAUGCUGCUGAAGAGCUCGAAAAAAACUCUUGUGGCUCAGCGUUGCCAGUCGGAAGAGGGAUCGGGUUUCGCUUCGCUUUGGAAUACCCUGGCAGCAACAACUGGAUUGGCAGGCAGGAGAAGGAGAAACUUUGAAUCAGGCCUGGAGAAUCGAUUCAAAGAGGAACCAAUGGAAGUGGAUGAUUUGGACAAAGAAGAAGGGAUCCUAUCCGAUAAGCUUUCACCUCCACAGCAACGAGAAGCCAUUUUCAAGGAAGUUAGUGGCCUACUUACGGAUGCCAUUAACAACACUAUGGUCGAUCCGAUCGACCAACUUUUGCAAUUGAUUUUCAAUAUACAAGACAUCCGAUUUGUGGCGCAGUUCUUCCAGACGGUCUUUAUAUCGUUGUGGCAGCGGAUGAGCGUCACUGAUCGCCAAUCCUUGGAAACAACGCUUUGUCAAUUUAUUUCGUCAUCGCGUCACGGAAAUCCGACUCAACCAGGCCAUCCAUCCGUAUUGACGGUGCUCAUAGACACCUUUACAAAAUGCGGAAUCCAUAUACCACCGGCCGAGAUUAGUUACGUCGCGAAUUACCAUACGGGCUGGCAUCGAGCUGUUCUACUACUUGAAGAAAUGGCUGAACAUUCGCCACGUCUUGCAUCUGUUGCUCCGAUGCUCCAAUACACCUCUGGGGACGCCAUCUCUCAGGAUUUGUCAAGUCAUCUGAGUGUUCUUAACCGCCUGGAUAGCCUCUACGAGCAUUUACAUGAAUUCGAUCAAAAGAGUGUUAUUUGGAGCCGAAGAGCCCUGCUACCGUAUACCAGCCGAGCCAUGGAUUUGUACCUACAAGGCAAAUACCAAGCAGCAGUGACAUUUAUCGACCAAAACAAUGAGAUGUGGCUCGACCGUUUGAAGCAAACGAACUCGUUGCAAUGCACAAUUCAGUGGGAGCAAGAACAAGAGGCAAUCACUGAUAUCUGGAAAAAGAGCCUGUUCGAAUUGUGUGAUUGGGAGAGACUUGACGCAUACGGGAAGGCUGCACAGAACCCAGAAGUAUUAAUGAAGAUCAGCCCUCAUCUUUCCGAUUGGUCUCUGCUGAGGGAUUGUGUUGCUCAGAUUGGGGCUUGUGUCCCUAGAAAUCUGAUCGUAUCUCAUAGCCUUCACCAAUCAUUGCUCAAUGUCAUGGCACCUGAGCUUCAACCUAAAGAAAAUCAGGCUGAAUAUAUUUCCCACUGCACUGAUGAACUACAGAAAAAUAUUGUGGACGAAUGGAGAAAAUUGCCUACAGUAAUCGAUGCAUCCCACGUGCCACUCCUUCAAGCAAUGAACAUCGUUCAAGAAAUUAACGAAUCUGCCCCGGUCAAGCAUGGCAUAUACAUGGCCCAGCAAACUGCUCCGAGCGCCCAAACCGUUUUGGACAUCAAAAACAUUGUAAAGACAUGGCGCAACCGUGUUGGAUGUGUAAGCGACUCGUACUCAAGCACCGUAUUCGCUCAGCACUUCCGGUUGAACAUCCAUGCAGAUGUGCUUCCGCAACCGGCUUUCCAAAACCAGCAAAUGUUGCCGAUUCACAGUUCAGCUCAAGCACAGCUGGCCAUUGCACAGGGAGCACGGAAGCGAAAAUUGUAUGAUUUUGCGGAAGAAUCGUUGUUGAAAUUACAUACGCUACCAAGUCUUCCCCUGCUCGAUGCCCAGUCUACCGUACUCGAACAGCUAAAGCUCUACCGUACCAUGGCUUCAGACCCCGAGAUUCAGGAAGGCACUGCCAGAGAGCUUCUUGGUCAUGCACUUGCUCUCUGCGAACGUGCUCCUUUGGAAGGACAAACCAAAGAACUACUUUGCAAGAUCUUUGCCCAAAAGGGUAGAAUCCUAUCGAAACUUGGGCGCGGUGAAGAUGCGGAUAAGGCAUUCAUGACGGCUGCCAAUAUACAAGAAGUGGCCGUCAACAACAAAGACUUUAGCGCGUUCUACGCAUGGGGCAAACAUUUGGACGAUCGGUUCCAUGCUAGACGAAAUUCUCAAUCUGCAUUGGCUGAGGGUCGAGAGGCCUUGACAUGUUUCCUGGAUGCCGCCCGGAUUGAUAAUGAAGGAAAAGCUGGGAAGAGCAUUGCACGAUUCUUGUUCACCCUGAAAUGCAUGGAAGCCCUUGGUGAUACGAUGAUACACGAUGCCAUUGAUGCCCUGCUAAGACAAUGUACCGCAUUUAUCAACCCGUCAAAUUGGCUCCAAUGGCUCCCCUCCCUUUGUGAUUGCAUUCGAGAAAGAUCGGGAUCUUCGGUGUUUGCAAUUAUUGCUAGGGUGGCUAAAAUGCACCCAAUCCAGACGUUCUAUGUGAUUAGAGGAUUGCUACCGGCAGAGGCUAUCGAUAAGAUUUGUGCAAGAGGAAUGACACCAGGGCAAACGUCUGUUGAUCCAACCCAAUCGGCUGAUAUUAUCGCCAACAUGCCGAUUAAGCCUUGGCAACGAACGUUGGUCCACGCGUUGGAUAUCGUACUCGAGCAACGUCCAAGUGCAAUCCGAGCUCUCCAUCGCAUCCUCCAAUCCCUCUCGAACAUACCUGAAUAUUGGGCUGAGCGCCAACUUCGCGAAUCCCUGGAAGUCCUCGAUAUGAUCAAGCGUCGUCUUGCUUCAAGCCGCUUCAAGGGCUUUUCCUGCCGUGUCGUCGGCAAUUCAUUGAUUGAGCGUGUCGAGCGAUGGUCACAACUUCUUACAAAUCCAACUGAGAAUGUCGCUUAUUUGGAAGAGAAAGGCGGAGAAUGGAUGGCCAGUCAAGAAGAUUUUGAUGAGGAUGAAUGGAAGUUCCGGGAUGGUAUGACCAAGAAGAUUCUCGAUUUUUGCCGUGUAGUGGCAAGUCGAACAAGUUUACUACCAUCGCUUGGACUUAUUAAUGGAAUUCGAACACUGUUACUGAAACGAUUAAAGGCACUACCGAGCACCGUAAUCCUCAAUAAUAUCGAUCCAUGGCUAGCCAAUUUCUCGUCACGAACUGCCGACGUCGAGCUCUUUUCCGAAUUAUUCACAACAAAACCGGUCCAAUAUCUUUCGAUGAUCACUCGAUUCGAUUCGCGCGUGCAUGUCCAAAUUCGUGCUGGACGGCCUGUCAAAAUGAUUGAAGUCCGAACCCACACCGGAAAGACGACCUCUUGGUUGAUACAACGUGACCCCAUCGACCGUAACCCAGAAGAACCAAACAGCCUCUCUACUGACGCAUCUGCCGCUCGAUUGGCUCAUUUUUAUACCCAAUUUAACAAUAGUUUGCGCAAGGAUACGGAAACAAGCAAACGAUUCUUGAAUCUGCAUGUGCCAACAAGAUUGGAGAUUGCCUCUCGAUGCUCACUUGUGCAAAUCCCAGCCACCAGCAGUUCACUUAUCCAACCGAUCGAUGUUAUGGCCAAGCACUUCGAGCCAAUCUUCAUGGAGCCGGAUGACUUGAUUGAUUUCUUCUACAAGAAUUUGGUAGCCGACGAUGUGAACGAUGUGAAUCCAGAGCGAAUGCAUACAGCUAUGUAUAAUCAAUUCACGGAGCACAGCCAGAGUAUGAUCCCGGAUAGCGUCUUCCAAAAACAUAUUGCUGAACGGUUGCCUGAUCCGACACAGUACUAUGCGCUCAGGAAGCAGUUUUCAAAGCAACUCGGUCUUAUUUCACUGCUCGAGCUCUCACUUGGAGUCGGGGCUUUCUGGCUAGAAGAUAUGAAUUUGUGUGAAUCCUCAUGCCUACUCUGGCAUUCCAAUUCCAAGCUUUAUCUGCCUCCGCCAAGUGCCACCGUCGAAAUUGCCCCUCCAUUCCGAUUCACGCCAAAUCUCCAGAAAUUCAUUGGUUUCAGCCGAGAAGGUCACUUGCGCUGGGCAAUGCACGCGGCUCGACGCUGUAUCGAACUGGAUCAAAUUCGGCCGUUCUUGAACAUUUUAUUCUUUGAUGAGGUGGCCGAGAUUUCGGGGCGGAGUAAUGUUCAAUUCUUCGAGCGUUAUAUUACACAGAUCGAGGAAAGAAUCCGACGCCUGACAAGCCCAGAAGAAAAUACUCAAGAAGAUGCCCACUCGCGGAUGAUUAAUGAAUCGACCCCGCAACAGCUCAGCAGGGCCGACCCCUCAUGGCAUCCAUGGUUC
Mesorhabditis spiculigera is the source of this 13587-nucleotide messenger RNA. The record is from the annotation of a GenBank genome assembly. Lineage: Eukaryota; Metazoa; Nematoda; Chromadorea; Rhabditida; Rhabditidae.